Messenger RNA from Clupea harengus (Atlantic herring), 3758 nucleotides. RefSeq lists its product as uncharacterized. The record is from RefSeq and is a predicted model, not a curated record. The transcript is spliced from 7 exons. Gene Ontology annotation, cellular component: membrane; extracellular region. Gene Ontology annotation, biological process: lipid transport; lipoprotein metabolic process. Gene Ontology annotation, molecular function: lipid binding. The coding region runs from base 503 to 1834 and encodes 443 amino acids. Lineage: Eukaryota; Metazoa; Chordata; Actinopteri; Clupeiformes; Clupeidae.
UAGGUACUGCUUUCCAAAAUGUUGCAGGAUGUAGAAAUAUUUAAUACUUAAGUUUAAAUUAAAUUGAAACACAUGAUGAUAAACUUAAGUGGCUUAAGUUGAGUAUUUAUUUACAAAACAAUUCAAAUAUUGUGUGAAAUAACUGGACUUUUGUCAAAUAAAAUUUAAUAGCAGUAAAAUGUGUACUAAAAUAUCUAUGCUUAUUGUGGUUUGAAAGGGCAUUGUCUUUCGUUUAGAUCAAACACAGACACAAGAUUCCUCAUAAAGAUAAGUCAUGGAGACUUCCUGGUAGCUAAGCCAGUCAGCAUGAAUAAGCAUCUUUUGAGUAAUGUGGGCUGUGUCUGUUGCCCUUUGUGUGCUUCAGUAGCGACAGAAUAGCGACACGGACAUUUUUACAGUGGUCACCUCCCACAGCAAAUAAAAAACAUGAACCGCUCUGUCAACUUUAGUCUACUUAAGUGUAUCUGUACAUAAACUACAGGGAACUAUUCAUCACAGCAAUAUGGCAGGGAGUGGCUACGUAUGGGCUGACCCACCAGCCCUACCAGCCUAUGAGAAUGUCUGGAGUGGGGCGGAUCAGCCCCCGAGCUAUGAGGAAGCUCUCAUGUGGCCCGAAACUCCCCACUUUCAGGCUCCUGUGUUGUCCGGCCCAAUGUUUCCUUCCCUACCUGACUACCAAGCACCUGGAGCUCAGAUGAGCACACUCACAAGAUCUCAAGCACCUGGAGCUCAGAUGAGCACACUCACAAGAUCUCAAGCACCUGGAGCUCAGAUGAGCUCACUCACACGAUCCCAAGGACCUGGAGCUCAGAUGAGCACACUCACAAGAUCUCAAGCACCUGGAGCUCAGAUGAGCUCACUCACACGAUCCCAAGGACCUGGAGCUCAGAUGAGCUCACUCACACGAUCCCAAGGACCUGGAGCUCAGAUGAACUCACUCACAAGAUCCCACGAACCUGGAGCUCCUGGCACACUCACAAGAUCCCAAAGCAGAGACUCAGAUGGCGUUCAGCGUGUCAUGAGUAAUGAGGAACUCAUGACAUGGUGGAGAACUGUGAAACCAUGGGAGAAAAUGUCACAUUUUCCUGACACGGAGCCUAGGGUGCUGGCUAAGAAAGUCCACCGGGUCCAGAGAGCCCUGACGCUGUACGGGCUCCUCAUGAGGACCCACGGCGAGGAUCUGCAGAGCCACAUCGCCGAGCUGCAGAGGACCUCUGACAACAUCGGCAAGGCUUAUAACACGCUGAAGGCGGCAAGAGUCACCAGCGGCGUCACCAGCGGUGCCUCGGGGGCGGUAGGUGGCGCGGCGGCGGUGACGGGCAUCGUCUUGGCCCCCUUCACCAUGGGCGUCUCCCUGGUCAUAACGGCGCUGGGCGUAGGGGUGGUCGCGGCGGGUGGCAUCAAAAAGGCAUCCGUCAAAAACAAGAUGGGCAUCAACCAGGACAGGAAGGCGUUGGAGAGCAUUUUGCAAGACUAUCGCAAGAAGCUGGAGGACAUCGAGGCGUGCCUCCAGUUCAUCUACACGGGCAUGGACCACAUCGGCCGAAACAACCUCUCCAUCUUAAAAGGCGCCGACAUGGACGCUGGGAGGGUUGCCAGGAUGUUGGAAAUGUCCGGAGAGGUGGCCCAGGGGCUGGGAGCGACGAGCAGGUCAUCCGAUCUCCUCCGAGAAUUCGCGGGGGGAAUCGGGACGUUCUAUAGCCAGAAAGACUAUCGACUGCUGAAGAGGGGCAAAGAGAAGAAGUUUGCCCAUACUCUGAGCAAGGCGGCCAGCCGACUUCAGAGCACACAAGAUGAUCUGACACGGGUUGCCGCUUUACUUGGCAGGUUUUGAACGUGUUACAUUACCAGACAUGACAACAGUUAAAGGACAUGGGAGAGCUGGUGGGUGUUUGUCAGGUAUUUUGUUGCCUUGCAGUAGAUGAUACUGAAUGGCCUUGCAAAACAAUGAAGUUAUAGACAGAACCGGUUUCUUCAGGUUAAUCCCAAAAUUGGGAUGGGAACUGUGAUUAACCAUGACAGUCCAUUACACGGUACAUGGAGUUAACGCUUUGUGAGACCACUUCUUUCAUUGGUUCAUUGAGUUAACGCUUUGUGAGACCACUUCUUUCAUUGGUUCAUUGAGUUAACGCUUUGUGAGACCACUUCUUUCAUUGGUUCAUUGAGUUAACGCUUUGUGAGACCACUUCUUUCAUUGGUUCAUUGAGUUAACGCUUUGUGAAACCACUUCUUUCAUUGGUUCAUGGAGUUAACGCUUUGUGAAACCACUUCUUUCAUUGGUUCAUUGAGUUAACGCUUUGUGAAACCACUUCUUUCAUUGGUUCAUUGAGUUAACGCUUUGUGAAACCACUUCUUUCAUUGGUUCAUUGAGUUAACGCUUUGUGAGACCACUUCUUUCAUUGGUUCAUUGAGUUAACGCUUUGUGAGACCACUUCUUUCAUUGGUUCAUUGAGUUAACGCUUUGUGAGACCACUUCUUUCAUUGGUUCAUUGAGUUAACGCUUUGUGAAACCACUUCUUUCAUUGGUUCAUGGAGUUAACGCUUUGUGAAACCACUUCUUUCAUUGGUUCAUUGAGUUAACGCUUUGUGAAACCACUUCUUUCAUUGGUUCAUUGAGUUAACGCUUUGUGAAACCACUUCUUUCAUUGGUUCAUUGAGUUAACGCUUUGUGAGACCACUUCUUUCAUUGGUUCAUUGAGUUAACGCUUUGUAAUACCACUUCUUUCACUGGUUCAUUGGCACAUUUAUAUGCUGUUACAUGGCUGCAAAUGAAUAAAUGUACAACAAGAAUUCAAAAAUAUUUAAUUUUAAUAUGUGUGAGUGGCUUCACAAACACAAUGUCGUCAGCUGUAUGUAAUGGAUGUUAAUUUAGUAUAUUAUGCUGUUUAUGUCUGUUACUGCUAUUGCACCUACAUGAGUAGGGCUGGAGUAAGAACACUAAAAGCCCUGGGGCUACGCCUACUCAAAGGGCCGCCUCAAAAUGAUCACUAUCAAUAUUUUCAGGCCACCUAGGAAAUGUACCAGAUUUAAUUAAAUCUUUAAUUAAACAAAUGUUUCAUCCUGACUAUCCCACCCUUAACACAACACAACAAAUGCACACUUUGUGGAAGAGCAGCUCCUCAUGGACCACUUAGCUACAUCAAUUGUGAGCAACAACGUGAUGCUAAUUAGAAUGGCAAUAAUUUAACCCUCAGUAAUCCUAUUAAUCGUUGAGUACACUGCAAUAUAAAGGAAACUGUGUAGGUAAGAUUAAUUAGUGAACUAUUUGGUUUGAACCAAACCUGAGAAGGGUAAAAUCAAGGCUAAAUGUACAGAAGCCAAGGGAACAACCAUCACAUUAUGAAGGCAACAUGAUACUGCAACACAAACUAAAUGCUAAAACACAGACACAAACAUGUUGGUACGGUAGCCUAGGCUAUGCCAUGCAAUUCAGCUACACAAUUCCAAAAAUCUAGAUGAAAGAAAAAGUGAAAUCAGUCCAAUCAGCAUCUUCUUAUCAACUUAUAGCUACAGUCCUGGGUAGCAGACUAGUAGAAGCCUACUUUUAAUUAAACAAGGGCUGGUCGUCUAAAGCAGUGUGCUCAGCUAAAGCCUUUGUGAUCUUCAGUGCUGUCGUUAGGCAGAAUCUCUUUUCUCUGCAGGACAGGUAGCAGCAUUAUUGCCGGUAGCUUUGGUAAAGUUGGCUUUUAAGAUGUUUAAGUUGCUUGUAUUAAAACUGUCAGACUUUGUACAUCCUCUAAAUAAACUCUGUCUGCCAA